Messenger RNA from Polyodon spathula (Mississippi paddlefish), 1767 nucleotides. RefSeq names its product keratin, type I cytoskeletal 13-like. Lineage: Eukaryota; Metazoa; Chordata; Actinopteri; Acipenseriformes; Polyodontidae. Gene Ontology annotation, molecular function: structural molecule activity. The coding region runs from base 163 to 1488 and encodes 441 amino acids. The record is from RefSeq and is a predicted model, not a curated record. The transcript is spliced from 8 exons.
UUAUCCAGGAGAUUCACAAACCACAAGCCCUCACCUUGGUCCAACGCAGCCCUUCUUUUUUAAUAUCUGUCUCUGGUCUUUUGAGAUCUGUUGUUAGCUUUGCAGCGCUUCUUACUUCUCUAAAGAAAAGCAUCAGUAUAUCAAACCCCCCCAUUCGCAAGCAUGCAGGUCCAGCGUUCUCAGCGUUUCUCCAGCUCCUCGGUGGGCGGUGGUGGCGGAGGACGGUCCAUGGCCAGUGGUGGUUCAUUGCGCAUUGGCAGGGCCACUGCGCAGUCUAGUUUCAGCAGCAUGGGAGGCGGCAUGGGCUAUGGCAUGGGUGGUGGUGGUGGCAUGGGCUUUGGCAGCGGUGGUGGUGGUGGCAUGGGCUUUGGCAGCAGUGGUGGUGGUGGCAUGAGCUUUGGCUUCGCUAGCGGUGCCGGCGCUGGUGCAUUUGGAGCUGGUGGUGGCGAGGGCAGCUCCUUCAUAAUGGGCAACGAGAAGCAGCACAUGCAUGACCUAAAUGACCGUCUGGCCACCUACCUGGAGAAGGUGCGUACCCUGGAGGCGACCAACAAGGACCUGGAGGAGAAGCUGAGGAACUUCACAACUUCCAAGGUGGAGAGCCACGACUAUUCUGCCUACGAGGCGCAGCUGAAGCCAAUCAGAGACCAGAUCAUUAAUAUCAUCCUGGAGAAUGCUCGUCUGGCCCUGGAGAUGGACAAUGCAAAGCUGGCUGCUGAUGACUUCAGAAUGAAGUUUGAAACGGAGUAUGCAAUCCGCCAGUCAGUGGAGGCCGAUAUCAAUGGGCUGGGGGGCUUGAAGAAGGAGUACGAGUUCAACCACAAGACUCUGCUGCAGGACAUCGAGGGGCUGAAGGAUGAGCUGGAUUUCCUAAAGAAGAACCACGAGGAAGAGCUGGCCUCGCUCCGCACGCAGAUGAGUGGCACGGUGAGUGUGGACCUGCAAGCUGCUCCUGCCGUGGACCUGCAGAGAGUCCUGGAGGACAUCCGUGCUGAGUACGAGGGCGUGGCGCGACGUAACCAAGAGGAGGCGGAGAGGUGGUUUGUGAAGCAGGCUGAAACGAAGCAGGCGGAAGCAGCUCAGAGCACCGAAGCUCUCCAGUCCACGAAGACGGAGUUCAGUGAACUGAGACGCCAAUACCAGAACCUGCAGGCCGAGCUGGACGCCCUUAUCGCUUCAAAAUCCUCCCUGGAGCAGGUGCUGAUGGAUACAGAGGGGCGCUACCAGGUGCAGCUGCAGCAAAUCUCCGCCAUGGUGGGCCGGCUGGAGCAGGAGCUGAUGAACGUCCGCGAAAGCAUGACAUCCCAGUCUCAGGAGUACCAGAACCUGCUCAACAUCAAGAUGAAGCUGGAGAUGGAGAUCGCCACGUACAAGAAGCUGCUGGAGGGGGCGGAGCCGGGGGCCAUCAUUCUCGGAGGGGGAGGAGCUGGUGUCAGCAGUUCCCAGACAGUCGUGGUAACAAAGGAAACAAAAACAGUGACCACCUAAACACUUCGCGAGACAGACGGCCAGGCGGACGGACACAUGUGCUUCUCCUGUGGACACUAUAAAAUGCUUAACCUCUUCACUCUAUUUUCUGUUUCUGUUUCUGCACCUUUGUUAAAGCUCCCCACGUUAUCCCUUGCACAGUGAAAGUGUAGUAAAGCACUGGCCAUGCACGGCAUCAUAGUCUUGGGUAGGCUUGGCUUGUAUUAUAGACUGGGAACUUCUUGGCUUCUGUCUGGGUGUUUUCUUUGUAAGGUGGACAAUAAAAGAUGUGCAACAACA